Messenger RNA from Rubroshorea leprosula, 2238 nucleotides. NCBI's taxonomy places the organism in Eukaryota, Viridiplantae, Streptophyta, Magnoliopsida, Malvales, Dipterocarpaceae. The record is from the annotation of a GenBank genome assembly.
CAACGAUCGACCAGUCUCCCUCCACAAAAAAUCUCAUCGCCGUUUCACUUUUUCCCUUCAUCUCAUAAUCCGUUCCCGGAAAAAGAGAUUAACUUUCAAAAACCCAGCAAACAAAAUUCGCUGGAGAAGUUGUCAAUGGAGGGUUACGUACAAUACCCUAAAAUUCAUAUCGAUGACUACCGCCCAAAAUUCAUCCUUCCCCCGGAUUCUCCUAAAAAGGAGGAAGACAUAGAAAAUAGUAGCAUGAUGCAUACUGAUAUUCAGCAAGGGAAGCAGCUGCCAGAAGGCAAAGUUGAAGCACCCCAAGAGGGUAAGGCUAAUGAAAAAAGUGGUAAAUAUUUUUAUUAUGAAGCACCACUCUCUGAAGAAACUGGGGAUUGGAUACCUGUCUCUGUCCCACCCAUGUCUGAAAGCCAAUGUGAAGAAUGGAAUAAAGAAGGUCUCUAUCCUAAUCGGGGAUACUUUCCUAAUGAAGAUUUUGGUUGGGAUCAGUUGAAGUGUGAUAGUAAGGAGCUGACAAUGUGGGAUGUAGUCACAGAAAUGUUAAUAGCAGCUCAAGGGAAAGUGAGGGCUAUUACUUCGGGUGAUGUACACAGACAGAGUGUUACCUGGAUAUCCAGUCCUCUCCUUGAGCAGGCCUGGAAAGAGAUGGCUCAAACUCUUACAGAGGCUAAUUUUGGUACCAUUAGGGAAAUUCUUGAAGCAGAGCCACCAAAAUGGUCGCCUGACAGUGCUGCUUCUGCUUGCAUGCUAUGUAACGUGCGGUUCCACCCUAUCAUGUGCCCUCGUCACCACUGCCGUUUUUGUGGUGGAAUAUUCUGCAAUGGAUGCUCAAAGGGAAGAUGUCUGUUGCCCAUAAACUUUCACAGUGGGAAUCCGGAACGUGUAUGUGACGUUUGUUGUGUUCGGCUUGAAUCUGUCCAAUCAUAUUUGAUGGACAAAGUAAGUCGUGCUGCUCAGUUACCAACCCAUGAUUUGACAGAUCUCAGCACUUUAAGAUCAUGGCUCAAUUUCCCUUGGAGCCAGUCUAUGGAAUAUGAGAUUUAUAAGGCCACAAACACCUUAAAUAGUUACAGUAAGGUUGGUUAUUUGAAGCCUGAGAAGUCCAUACCAGCUGCUAUUUUGAAACAAGCAAAAGGCCUUGCAAUUCUCACUGUAGCAAAGGUUGGAGUUAUGGUAACGUACAACAUUGGGACAGGAUUAGUUAUUGCCCGUAGGGAAGAUGGAUAUUGGUCUCCACCAUCUGCCAUUGCUACCUUUGGUGUUGGCUGGGGACCCCAGGUGAAGUAAUUUUGUCCAGAGUGGUUUGGCUGCUUAGCUCUUAUUUUAUUUUAAUUUUUUAUACAAUUUUCUGUUUAUGUUGAUAUUUCAUUUGCUAUUUCUUCCCUCAUGGACUUUAUAAUGUCUCAUAGAUUAAAACGUGUGAUUUAUUUUAUUUAGUGCUAGAGAAGUCAUCAUUAACCAAAUUAAGGUUUAUGUUGGUCAUGUCUUUUUACUCACUACAAAUUUUAACAGGCUGGAGGUGAAGUUACAGAUUUCGUAAUUGUGUUGAGAACUAAAAGUGCUGUUAGAACAUUCAGUGGAAAUGUGCAUUUCUCAGUGGGAGCUGGUUUGAGUGCUGCUGUUGGCAUUGUUGGACGUGCUGCUGAAGCUGAAUUACGUGGCAACACUGAAGGUUAUGCUGCUUGCUAUACAUACAGUUGCAGUAAAGGUGCAUUUGUUGGUUGUUCUCUGGAAGGAAGUAUAGUCACAACCCGCAACCAAGAAAAUUCUAGAUUCUAUGGUAACCCUUCCAUCAAAGCAUCUGAUAUUCUUCUAGGAUCGUUGCCAAGGCCGCCUGCUGCUGACAUACUCUACCAUGCCCUCUCAAAUCUAUUUGAAUAGCUUUAGAGGUGCUUGGUUCUAAUUUUCAUUCGAAGAUUAAAUCCAUUUGAGGAUUGGUUCUGACUUAUGUAGAUUAAAUCCAUCAUAUGCAUUUCUUGUUUACAUUUUACUUUAGAAUCCUGACUGAUCUAGAAGUCCUUGUGGCCCAAGUGCCCACUUAUGUGAUGUAAAGCACAAUCUCAUGUUAGUGAUAGGUGUGAGGUUUGACUCCCACCCUCAUAGUUAAAAAAAAAAAAACGAAAAUUCUGCAUACAAAGAAAUGUGGAAAAAUUGAUUCGGUUGUAUUUAAGUUCAAGUAGUCACCGUUCUCCAUGUGAGAAGUAAGGUGAAACGCAAUACAUGAUCAUCAAGUCG